This is a messenger RNA of Leptopilina boulardi, 3198 nucleotides long. RefSeq names its product dentin sialophosphoprotein-like. The coding region runs from base 418 to 2958 and encodes 846 amino acids. The record is from RefSeq and is a predicted model, not a curated record. Lineage: Eukaryota; Metazoa; Arthropoda; Insecta; Hymenoptera; Figitidae. The transcript has 14 exons.
GCGUCUGAACCUCCGUAGUGAGAGGUUGUAUUUUGUCCAAUUUUCUGUUUUUCCGUUUUGAUUCGUCAACUUGCAUAAAUCUUUUGUGUUUGUUUUUUUAUUUUUGUUGUAAAGAAAUUAUGUCAUUAUCAGUCUUUAUUCAACAUCCAUAAAGGAUUUAGUGUGUUAUUAAGUGUUGUGUGCUAUUGGAAAAAAGUUAUCAAGAAAUUAUUCAUCGAAUAAUUUCUCAUCACCGUGUCAAACUGUACCAAUCGUCUUUGUUUUGUUUAUCGACAUACUUUUCCGGAGUUUUUUUUUCACCUUACGUUACACACAUAAAAUUUUCAAGUUAUGAAAGUUGGAAACGUCCAGUGAACACAUUUUCAAAUCACCGGAAAUUCCAAUUGAAAUGCCUAUUUAAUUAAGACAACCACUGGAAUGACGACUGCAACCAGUGGAGGAGGAGGUGGUGGUGCAAGUGGAGGUGGCGUUGGAGGUGCCCUAAGUCUCAUGGGAUGUGUUCGUGAAGCAUCACCAACGCCGGUUGAUCAUCAUCCAUUGCGACUCAGAAAUUUUCAGCACAGUGUCGAUGCAUUACCAAAGGAACCAAAGAAAAGAAGAUUUCAUCCAUUGCGAGGAUUGCGAAGAAUAUUUAGGAGAAAAAGUCGUGGAGCGGCGGAUUCUCGUCUAACUUCCGGUUUAACUGAUGGUGAUUUACUAGCUCGUGAUCGUGAGGAAGUCACUUUGCGACAUCCUGCAGGGCGAACAGAAGAAGCACGUAGUCGAAGUGCUAGUGAACUUCUCACGGAUUCCUGUGACAGAGAAAGUGUAUUUCUCAGGAGAAAUGGCGAAGAUGAUUCCUUUACGAAAUUUCGAGGAGGAGCGGGACAAUUAUCAGUUUCACAUGACAGUGUUUUUCCUGGAGAAGUGCCUCACACUCGUCCUCUAUCUCUCGAAUCUCUUACAACCCUUGAGCGAAGGCAAUCUAAUACUGGAGACGAGACGGAACACAACCGAGAGUACAAGUCACAUGUGGCCCAAAGGCAGAGGAUAUCAUUAAGGGUGCUGGAGCAAAUAAAGACAGUCAUAGAGAACCGGAACCAUCAAGCCUCUGCGACCUCCACGGAUUCCACGAGUUCCCCUCAAAAUCGCUUUGGCAGCUACGAAAUUCAUGAGAAAUCAUCAGAGGAUUCAUCGCAAACAAGGGUAACAAGAACGAUAAAAGAUUCCAGUGAACGAAUUGCCUCAACGCAAAAGGAGGAUUUACCACAACUGGAGACUGCGAGUUUAAAUCACACUGCGGCCCAUCAUAGGAUAUCUGUUCGACCAAAGAACAGAAGACCACCGAAAAGAAAUCCAAUUCAAAAUGGCCUUACCUCAACAAAUAUUCCACCGACCAUAAAUGAGAGUUCAGAUACUCUAGACAGUCUUGAGCUCAUCAGUAGCAGUAAUGCAAGUUCACCAAUUGAAUCGAAAAAUGUAUCUAUAUUGAGGAAAUCAUCGAGUAGACUCUCGAGGAAUUCUGAUAUCUUCGAAGAAUUAGAAGCCAAACUACCGAGAAAACCAAGUAGUGUCGUAUCACUUUCGCCUGAUAGUUUAGAUUCCACACCUUCUCGAACUUUUAACGAUACCAUCGACAGUGAGGAUCAUUCCCCGGAAAAUCGAUCCAUCACGAGAAGACCUUCUAAUCGAACUUCGAAGGGAGCGGAAGUUUUGGAGAAGAUGGAAAUUAAAUUACCACGUCGAAGGUCAUCAUCUAAUCGACUUUCAAAGUCGCCUGACAGUCUGGAAAGUUCAUUACCUUGGUUCUCGAAAUCAACGGAAGGUUUCGAUAAACUCAUCGAGAAUGAAGAGACAAAACCGUCGACGAGAAGAUUCCUAAAUCCUAUUUCAAAGAGUAUUGAUCGAGUCUCUAAAUCCUCGGACAGUUUAGAGGUCAUUGACACUUUAACCAGUGACGAUUCCAUUGAACGACGACGCAGUAGUUUCGAUUUCAGACCACGCAGAUCCACGACCAAAGUGAUGUCCAAGUCAACAGAGAAUUUUGAUGCUCUCGGUCAUCAUCAAAAAUUAGAGGAAAUUGUACCACUGCAAAAAAGAUGCAGCGCAUCAGAUAUAAAUCUUUCCAGAAGAACGCGUACUAAACUAUUUUCAGAAUCUUCAGAUAGUUUCGAGAGAUUGGACGCUGUGGAAAAAUCAACGGACAUUGAUGUGGAAUUUAAAAAGAACUUUUGGCGUUCGUCCGAGAGUUCCGAUAAUCCGGAACUUGACGAGAGACCCGAUAGUCGACGAGUAAGAAGGCCACCUAAAAGAAUUCCAAGUAAAAAUGAUUCACCAUCAUCGCCAAUAAUUACACAAUGCGAUGAGAGACGACCAACACCUAUUCCUAAACCAAGACUUCAAAAGUCAUCGGAAAGUUCGGAACUUGGAAGCACUGAUACUCUUGGCUCUGAUCGAAGAAAUAAAUCAUCAGACAGUACAGAAACACUCGAUAGUCUUGAAAAGGAUCUUGAACAAGAUAGAAGAGAUGAUGAAGUCAUGGAUAAUAUCAUUGAUAGGGGCGAUAAAUCCGAAUUUUUCGACAGUACAUCAACGGAAGAAUCAGCAAACGCCGAUGGCAAUGACGAAAAUAAGUCUGUGAUUUCUAAUAAUGAUAAAUCAUAUUGGAGACAAUCAUCUGAAUCGAAGGAAAAUCUCGAUAUUCAUCAAUUGUUGGCCAUUACAAUUGUGACACAAAUGGCAAGUGAUAAUGGCAACAAUCAACGUGGCACUAAUGUAUUUUUGAAAAAAAAUCAAAGUUCACCACCAACAUCACCCCUAGCCAAACCUGAAGAUAAUAAAAUGCUCUUUAAUAAUUUACUUUCAAAUAAAAAUGACGAGGAUUUACAAAAUAUGCUUAAUGGAAACAUAUCCGAGGUAUCGACCGAUACCAAAAGCUUUAAGGAGAAAUUGAUUAUGUUCGAAAGACUUGGCAAAUAAAUUUCUCGAAACCCUUUUUUUUCGAAAAAAAAGAAAAAUUUAAAGUGAUAAAAUUAUUUUUGGAAUAAAUUUCCGCUAAAAUUAUUUCGAGAGAAAGAAAAUCAAAAUUGAGAUAUAUAUAUAUAUAUUUGUGCAGAGCACAAUUGUUUCUUGUUAUAAACAUUUUUUAAAAUUAUUUCUGCAAUUUCAAUUGCAGAAUACAAUAUUUAUAUAAUUUAUUAAUUUCAAAAAUCUUUUUUU